Molecule: messenger RNA, 1564 nt
Organism: Neolamprologus brichardi
Lineage: Eukaryota; Metazoa; Chordata; Actinopteri; Cichliformes; Cichlidae
Source: RefSeq, a predicted model, not a curated record
UGACGCGAUACGUCGUAACAGCCUAGCAACUUCUUUGGUCUUUUAAAAAAAAAAGAAGUCAAGUGGCACUUUCACAGCACUGACAAACUGACAUUUAGAGAUGCCUUCGCUGGUUUUGUGACAGCGGACAGCGCCGGGUCUGAUGGGGGGCGUGAAGUUUACCGGCUGCCGGCUGUAACCCGGAGAAGCAACAGGAGGUUGAUGUGGACGAACAUGGCGGACAGAUGCAGGCUUCCAGCUGCCAAGUAAACGUUGGGCAAAGCGAAACUGAAGACGAAGGACGGCUGCCGGGUGACUCGUCACGUAUUUCAGCGUUACAUGGAUAGCUGGGUCCCUACAGGACUGUAAAAGCCCUCCGCUAAAGCCGUAUGGCGUCCACUCAAGCCCGGAUAGGCCAGCAGGCCUUGGUGGUGCUGGAUGUGGUUCUGCGAGUUCCAUGUAUUUUUAUUAUCGACGCCAUUUUUAACUCUUACUACGACCCUGGUUCGGGCUGGGCCGGGGCGAUGGGGAAGGUGUUGGUCAGAGUCAUGGGUGUCCUCAUCUCCACUGUGGUGCUGCUGCUUUCUCAGAAAGCCUUGUUUAAGUUCUACACUCUAUUCUUUGCUGUCCUCCUUGGCAUGGCAGCAGUCCUCAUAGGUUACCUGCUGAGCUGGGAUGUGUUCUGGGAUCUCACGAGUAACCUGAUCAUCUCCGGCUGCGACUCCACGCUCACUGUGCUGGGGAUGAGUGCCGUUAUCUCCUCUGUUGCACAUUACCUGGGUCUCAGCAUCCUGGCUUUCAUAGGUUCGACUGAGGAGGAGGACAAGCGGUUGGGCUUUGUGGCUCCUGUCCUGUUUUUCAUCCUGGCUCUUCAGACUGGCCUCAGCAGCCUGAAACCUGAGGAACGUCUGGUCCGCCUGAGCCGGAACAUGUGCCUUCUGCUGACCAAAACGUUCAUCAACCGCCGCACUGCCGUCAAGAAGAUCAACUCCCUGCCGGAGGUGCGCGGCGACCAGCUGAGGAACAUCGAGGACGUGUGCGCCAUCUGUUAUCAGGAGUUCGCCACCUCAGCCCGCCUCACGCCCUGCCACCACUACUUCCACGCACUGUGCCUGAGGAAGUGGCUCUACAUCCAGGACACGUGCCCCAUGUGCCACCAGAGAGUUUACGUUGAGGAGGAGAGUAGAGACAGAGCCGCCUUUUCCAAUAACAACGGGGGCUACGCUCCGCAACAGGACGCCGCCGCUGCGGGUCCGCCGGCACCGGGGGACAAUCAGCGAGGACAGCCGGCUGCAGAGCUGCAGGCCAACGGAGUGGCAGUUGGCGCGCAGGCCGCAGGAGGAGCGGCGGCGCUCGACCACGACCUGCUGGAGGACAAUGACAGCAUAGAGUACGACGAAGACGAGUGGGGGACUCAGAACGGCAGCGCGCUGAUAGAAGAAGACUAUAUCAAUGAUGACACAGACUCCACAGAGGACUGACGACAGAAGAGCUAUAGAUAAAUAAACAUAUAUCUUUAUUAUAUUUAAGUUAAGAAAUGAUAAAAUACAUCUUAAGCAUCUUAAUUUGCUCUUGAAAAAUGUCA